Salvelinus fontinalis (brook trout) is the source of this 3651-nucleotide messenger RNA. Its product is annotated as SH3 domain-binding protein 4. Lineage: Eukaryota; Metazoa; Chordata; Actinopteri; Salmoniformes; Salmonidae. The coding region runs from base 246 to 3173 and encodes 975 amino acids. The transcript has 5 exons. Gene Ontology annotation, cellular component: cytoplasm. The record is from RefSeq and is a predicted model, not a curated record. Gene Ontology annotation, molecular function: protein binding.
CAGCAGGGUCCUGCUCUCGCUCUCUCUUCCCAUCGCCCAAGAUUCACAAAGGACUACAACUGGAUAGUCGGAACUCGCAAAACUACGCUCGUUUGAUGCAUUUAUUCCAAAGGAUUUAUUUAAGGGACUUUUACUAGGUGAGACACCAUGGAAGGCUGUUGAUGGCUAACUCUGCCUUUGGCUAAAACGUAACUCAGGAGAGCAGCAUGAACACAUAGGUUGGGUGUGCAGGGAAAUAACCAACAAUGGCCGCCCAUCGAAUCAGAGCGACAAACAACAACAUUGCACUGCCGCGCUGCAAGUCAGAGGGGACACUCAUUGACCUCAGUGAUGGAGUGUCUGAAUCCAACUGUCUCACAGAUGUCAAAGUGCCUUCUCCCAGUGCCUUAAGACUGGAUGCCACUGCCUCCUUCGGCACUGCCAGGGAAGUCGUUGCUAUUAAGGAUUACUGUCCCUCCAGCUUCACCACCCUCAAGUUCUCCAAGGGAGAACAUCUCUUUGUGCUGGACACAUCGGGUGGAGAGUGGUGGUACGCCCACAAUAGCACUGAGAUGGGUUACAUCCCUGCGACAUACGUCCAGCCCAUCAACUACCGGGACUCCUCAUUCAGUGACAGCGGUAUGAUCGACAGCCUAGGAGACUGCUCUGUUGAGGAGGGAGCCAAGGAGCUGGACCUCCUUGGAGAUUGGACCGGGGUGACGCUGAAACCUACUGCCCCCCAAAACGGGAACCCCUUUGCCCCCCAUCACCAGCAGCUUAGCCGUAGCUCCACUAACCCUUUCCUCAACGGGGCCCUUCAAGGUUCUUUGGAUCAGAACAGUAAUGAGAACAGUAAGUCAGUGGACCUUCUUCUUUUUGACAACCUAGCCCCCUCUGUCCCACCAAACUCUACCAGCAGUAGCAUCAACAUCAACGGCUUUGGCAGCGGCAUUUUUGAUCUGAAACCCAUCAGCCCCAGUUUGGGAGUGGGCCAGAUGUUACGCAGGGACAACCCAUUCUUCAGGAGCAAGCGAUCCUACAGUCUCUCAGAACUUUCAAUCCUGCAAGCUCAGAAUGACGCCCCUCAGGCAUCCUCAGGUUUUUUUGGAGGCCUGAAAGCCCCUGCACCUGAACAGUUCCAGAGCAGAGAGGACUUCCGGGUGGCGUGGCUCAAUCACCGCAAGCUAGCCAGGUCCUGCCAUGACCUGGACUCCUUGGGUCAGAACCCAGGCUGGGGACAAACACAGCCAGUGGAGACCAACAUUGUGUGCCGUUUAGACAGUUCUGGAGGGGCCGUCCAGCUUCCAGACACCAGCAUCAGCAUCCACAUCCCGGAGGGCCACGUGGCCCCUGGAGACUCCCAGCAGAUCUCCAUGAAGGCCCUGCUGGACCCACCGCUGGAGCUCAACAACGACCGAACAACGACCGUAAGCCCUGUGGUGGAGAUCAAGCUCGGCAACAUGGAGACCAAAACCACAGUCACCCUUGAGAUGAAGGUGUCCGUUGUGGUGAAGAAGGAGAGCAGGCAAACGACAAAGGUCAUAUGUGUGAGGAGUGACUGCAAGGAGGGGCCCUACACACCAAUCCCCCAAGCCUAUAUGUAUGGGGACACCAUCCAGGUCUGUCUGGAUAACCUUGAGCCCUGCAUGUAUGUGUCUGUUGUUGCCCAGGCCCAGUCAGUUGCUCCAGAAACCACUGUUUGGGACAACGUGGUGAAGAAGGUCACCCUGGGUGUCUAUGGUCCAAAGCACAUUCACCCAUCCUUUAAGGCUGUGGUGGCCAUCUUCGGCCAUGACUGUGCCCCCAAAACAUUACUGGUGAGUGAAGUAGGGAAGCAGGCCCACGCCACCCCUCCAGUGGCUCUUCAGCUCUGGGGGAAGCACCAGUUCGUACUGGCAAGGCCCCAGGACCUUCGGGUUGGUGUUUACUCCAACAUGGCCAACUAUGAGGUAAAGGCCAGUGAGCAGGCCAGGGUGGUUAGGGGUUUCCAGGUCAAACUGGGAAAGGUUAGCCGGAUAGUCUAUGUGAUCGCCUCACGCACUGCUGAUGAUGUCUCAGAUUUCACAUUACGCGUCCAGGUCAAGGAUGACCAAGACUGUAUUCUCGCCCAGUUUUGUGUUCAAACUCCAACACCUCCACCCAAGACCGGUCCACAAACAUCUGUGCAGAGGCGCUUCCUGAAGAAGAAGGAACUAGGGAAAAUUGUCUUGUCCCCUUUGGCCAUCACUACCAAAUACCCUGUGUUCCACGACCGACGAAUCCGCAACCUGAAGUUUGGCAAGUUGAUCAAAACAGUCAUCCGUCAGACCAAGAACCAAUACUUACUGGAGUACAAAAAGGGGGAUUACUUUGCCCUUCUGAGCGAAGAGAAAAUAAAAUUGAAGGGACAGUUGUGGACUAAGGAAUGGUACAUCUGUUACUAUCAGGGUAGAACAGGGCUUGUACAUGCAAAAAAUGUUCUGUUGGUGGGGAAAGUAAAACCCAUUUACUUCAGUGGGGCUGAACUAACCACUACACUCUUACUGGAUCAGAUCUUGAAGCCCUGCAAGUUCCUGACAUACAUCUAUGCCUCUGUGAGGACUAUACUGAUGGAGAACGUAGGAAGCUGGAGGGCGUUUGCUGAUGCCCUGGGUUACGUUAACCUACCUCUCUCACACUUCUGCCGUGCAGAGCUGGACAGCGAGCCUGAGAGGGUGGCGUCUGUUCUGGAGAAGCUGAAAGAGGACUGCAAUAAUACAGAGGGCAAGGAGAGGAAAUCCUUCCAGAAGGAACUCAUGACAGCGUUGCUGAAGAUGGACUGCCAGGGCCUGGUGGCCAGGCUGGUGAUGGACUUUGUCCUGCUGACCACGGCGGUGGAGGUGGCUGGGCGGUGGAGGGAACUGGCUGAAAGGCUAACCAAAGUGUCCCGUCUGCAGCUGGAUGCAUACGAGGGACCGCACAGAGACAGGAACGGCGUGGUGGACAACGAGGCCAUGUGGAAGCCAGCCUAUGACUUCCUAUUGAUGUGGGCGGCCCAGAUUGGGGACAGCUACCGGGACGUGAUCCAGGAGCUCCACAUGGGCCUGGACAAGAUGAAGAACCCCAUCACCAAGCGUUGGAAACACCUGACGGGAACGCUCAUCCUCGUCAACUGCCUGGAUACGCUCCGGAGCUCAGCCUUCAGCCCCGCCUCUCAGGACGACUGUGCCAUAUAGACCAAACUGACCAUAAUCAUCGUCAUCAUCACUCAUAGGGUGCAGCUUGUCUCCUUCCCUUAUAUCUCCGCUAAUUGAAAAGCAAUUUAUUUCCCACCCGUAUAGAUGCUAGAUAGAAGAGGAUGAACAUUUGGACUGUUGAUAUAGACUCCGCCUCCUGCUGUCCUUCCUAUGUCCAUCACCAUCCUAACCCCACCCCUGACCUGACCCCUAACCCCACCCCUGACCUGACCCCUAACCCCACCCCUGGCCCUACCCUUGUGGAUCAUUUUUGCAUAUCUUCCUAUGCUCCACAACCUUAUUCCCUGUUUGUAUUGAAGAUUCUGAACAACAGCUGUCUGUCUGGUCCCUCUGAGUCCUGCUUCCUCCGAAUCUGCCUUUAGUCCUCAUGGGGGUGAGGGCCUGGACUGCUAGACUGUCCCCCCUCACCCCUAGGAGGACUAGACUCCCCCUCACCCCUAGGAGGACUAGACUCCCC